GGUGGCCUUGUCGUCAAAUGGGCUUUGGUACGAUCUCGAGAAUGUCAAUCAUCAAAUGCCCAUCGUCAUCUGUACAGCGUUUCUGAAAAAAACGGUCGGCAUCAUGUUCUUCGGCACACCACACAGGGGGGCAGAUCCUAGGAACAUCCUCCACCAUGUCCUUCAGACUUCAGCUAAAGCCCUCGGCGCUCAGGUCAAUGAACAAAUUGUCCGCGCGCUCAUGCCGGAUGCUGAACUCCUGCCGAAGUUGAGGGACGAGUUUACUAUCUUGUGUAAUGAGAAAUCGUGGCCGAUAUUCUCGUUCCAGGAGGAAUACGGUGUCUGGUCUCUGUUCGGAAAGAAGGUUGUCGACGAUCAGAGUUCUUGUUUGGAUAAUCCCGCUCUUGAAAUCCGACAGCACAUCUCGCGCAAUCACAUGGAUAUGUGCCGCUUUUCCGGCCUCCAGGAUCCGGAGUACAGGAAAGUGGAAGCCGCGCUGAAGCGUAUUCUCGGGACGAUCGAAGCCCGAAAGCGUUGCGAAAAACGGAGUCCGAUGGAGAGCAGCAUCUCAGGUGAUCUCAGAACUUCCCUGGUAGAACGACUCUACUUCUCCAAAAUUGACGAGCGACUAACACACCUGACCCCUGCUCAGGGGUUCACGUGCCGCUGGUUCCUGGAUACGCCGCAAUACACAUCGUGGCGUGACAUAACCCAGCAGGCAGACCAUGGCGGCUUCCUCUGGAUCAAAGGCAAUCCCGGGACGGGGAAGUCGACGUUGAUGAAGUUCCUCUUCGAGCACGCAAGGGAAGAAACGGGGGCCGAGCCCUCUCAAAUCACUUUGUCGUUCUUCUUCCUCGCACGAGGCACUGCCGAAGAGAAAUCGACGGCUGGCCUCUACCGCUCUGUUCUUCACCAGCUCUUUGAAAAGGCGGGAGAUCUACGAGACAGCUUGGAGUGUCUAACGCUUGACGGUGCACGGGGUAUUCAGCUUAAUGGAUGGCACGAGGAGGCCUUGAAGAAGACGUUUUGCCGUGCCGUUCAAGGCCUUGGCAGUCGAUCGCUGACAAUCUUUGUCGAUGCCCUCGAUGAGUGCGAAGACAGCCAGGCAAGGAACAUGGUCUUCUUUUUCGAAGAGCUUUGCGACAUGGCCCAGCAGAAACAGGUCCGGCUACGUAUCUGCUUCUCGAGCCGGCACUACCCACACAUCGAAAUAGAGAAGGGUAUCGAGCUGACAUUGGAAGACGAACAAGGACACAAAGAGGAUAUUGAAAAAUAUAUCAAGACGAAGCUCAGGCUAUCCAACAAGAAGACCAAGCUAGCGCAAUCACUCCACGCCGAACUCCUCGAAAGAUCCUCCCUGAUUUUCCUCUGGGUCGUUCUGGUCGUCGAUAUUCUCAAUUCCGAAUCCCCCAGGAACCCAAACAUCGACAAGAUGCGCAAACGCCUUAGGACAAUCCCACCCAAACUUGCCGACCUGUUCGAAAUGAUCCUCACACGAGAUGAAGAAGGGCCCAAACUGAUGCAGAUUUGCCUUCAAUGGAUUCUCUUCGCAACCCGACCCCUCAAACCACAAGAACUCUACUUCGCCAUCCAGUUCGGCCUCAAUGAAGAUUCUUGUUCUGGCCGCUGGGACCAGGAGGCCACGGGCAUGGACGAUUUGAAGGUGUUUGUGAGGCAUUCGUCCAAAGGCUUAGCCGAAGUCACGCGCAACAAGGCCUCCGAGGUCCAGUUCAUUCACGAGUCCGUCCGUGAUUUCUUGAUGGGCAGGUACGGGGACCACUGGUCUGGGGCCGGCACCAACUUCGUCGGCCAUAGCCAUGAACUUUUGAGGGACUGCUGCUUGGCCCAGCUGGUCGCUAUAGUCCAGCAGAACGUUAACAUGCCGCGUGAUAUGAGCCCUCAAUCGGUUCAAAUUCGGAAGGAUGUUAAACUGGAAUUCCCGUUUUUCGAAUAUUCCGUCGCCGGGGUUCUGCAUCACGCCAACAGCGCCCAGCAACACGGCGUGGACCAGAUGGCCUUCAUCACGGAGCGUUUCGCGUCUCAUUUCCGGAGUUGGCUAAAGCUCAACAACUUCCUCGAAAAGCACGGGGUUCGGCGGUACGAAGACACUGUCAGCCUUGUUUACAUACUUGCAGAAAAGAAUCUGGCCGAGCUUAUCAAGAUCUAUCCCCGAGAUGGAUCCUGCUUCGAUGUUGGGACUCACAAUCGACCUCCGCGCUACGGCCCGCCUAUUUUCGCCGCUCUGACAAACGAUCGCCAUGAUGCUGCGCGGGCACUAUUGGAAGCCGAAGUGCGAGUCCAGCCGCCGAACUUCCAACUCCACCGCCUUUGCCAGCAAUACUUCGAGAAUGAGAGGCAACUCAGAAGCUUUGACCGUACUUUUACCUUCAGCAAGCAAAAAAGUGUCUUGUCUCAUCUUGCGGAGCAUGGGGACGAGGUGCUCCUCUCCUUUCUGCUGAAUUUGGUUCGGGUUGAGAUUAACUCAACAAAUGAUCUUAGGUACCCGCCGCCUCUGGUAUAUGCCGCUAAGAAGCGGCACGCAGCGGUCAUGGAGCUGCUCCUUGAGGCGGGUGCCGAUGUUGACUCAGUUGAUGGAACUCGGCGGACCGCUCUGUUAUACGCUGCCGCUAACAGAGAUGAAAGAAUCGUGAAGCUGCUGCUCGACGGGGGAGCUGACCCCGAGGCGAAGGACCCGUCUGGCCGGACGCCCUUAUCUCUUACCCCUGAGCUCGGGAAUGAAAGUAUCGCGAAGCUACUACUAGACUGGGGAGCUGACGUCGAUUCGAAGAACGAGUAUGGCCGGACACCAUUGUCAUAUGCUGUGGUGCCGAGGGGUGUCACAUUUCUAAGUAGUAGGGAAGAGGGGUGGAAGGCUGUCGUGAAAUUGUUACUUAAGAAUGGUGCCGAUGCUAGGGCGGAGGACCGCGAUGGUAAGACGCCGCUCUCUCGUGUCGCUGAGCGGGAAGAUAAGGCGAUGAUGGAGUUACUUGCAGGAUAGAUCCCCCUCCUCAGUCUUGCCUUACACUUUUAAAUUGUAGAACUCAUAUGUGGAUAGAGCGGUACAGGAAAGUGGCUUGUGAUGCUAUAGUGUUGGAGUCCCUAGCUCAUCCAUGUGCGAUGCGAAUCUGUGGCAGCAGCAUGGUGACCGAACCACUACAGCACCAGCCGGGGUGCGUACUUGCAUGGUCAAGUCGGGAAUUCUCUCUACCUAGGUGCCA
Molecule: messenger RNA, 3197 nt
Organism: Chaetomium strumarium
Lineage: Eukaryota; Fungi; Ascomycota; Sordariomycetes; Sordariales; Chaetomiaceae
Exons: 3
Coding region: 56-2977 (973 amino acids)
Molecular function (GO): protein binding
Source: RefSeq, a predicted model, not a curated record